Molecule: messenger RNA, 972 nt
Organism: Cimex lectularius (bed bug)
Lineage: Eukaryota; Metazoa; Arthropoda; Insecta; Hemiptera; Cimicidae
Gene: Jupiter
Product: microtubule-associated protein Jupiter
Exons: 3
Coding region: 80-616 (178 amino acids)
Cellular component (GO): nucleus
Source: RefSeq, a predicted model, not a curated record
GCGCGAGGUUCAGUCGACUCCGGACGGUUUCCAGCCAAAGGAGCUCAGAGAUAUUUCAAGUGAGUGCACCGGAUCCACGAUGGCAACUUAUGCUGCGUACAGGCACAUCGAGCUCGACAACGUGGGCUAUGGAAAAAAGAGGGUGCUGAAACCACCAGGAGGAGCUUCAAGCGAUAUCUUCGGCGUGAGUGGUGCUGAGCAGACUACACGCCCUUGGAAAGUGAAGAAUCACCAGAUGUCUAACGUGUUGAUGAACGACGAAGUCGACAAAGCUCCAGCGACACCGACCACACCUGGUAAAAACUCACACCUCCGCCUCUUCGGUCCGCCUUCCCCACCCAAGCAGACACCGAAGAAGAACGGUGCAAAGUCCUCAGUUGGCAACAUCAUCACAACCGACCAAAAUAACGGGCAUCACUUAGAAUCUCAGAACGGCGACGUUCACGAUUCUCCCAAGGAAGAACUCCAAAACGGUAACAAAUCUCCCCAGAUGAAUGGAAAUGGAAAUGGACACGGACUCGGAAACGGAUCUGCGUCGACAAACGGCCACUCGAACGGCGGCACCGCACCCAGGGCCAGAGUCCCCCCGGGCGGCUACUCCAGCGGUCUUUGGUGAACAACGACGUGGACGAAAAACGGAUGGAAAGCCGGAGACGGCCUGAAACACGACAAAAAGCCUUUUCUACUUUGUACAACUUUCCAUCCGAUUUUUCAACUAUUUCUCCUGAUCGACUUGUUUAAAUUGUACACCAUUCAAUUCUGUCGGAUAAUUUAAAUGCAAAAUAAUUUAACUUAUAUUAAUCAACUAUACUCGUAAGGCUGAUUUUUCUUGUGCCUUCUUAAGAUAUAUUGUUUCAUCUCAUCUUUCUUUCUUUUCUUUACUUUUUUUUUUGUAUGAAUGCUUCGUUUUCCCCAUCUCUUUUCGUAUGAACUUUUUAGAAGUACAUCAUCAUAGUGUUUAAGUAUCAUCCU